AUCAACGUCAGCCUCGUGCCGCCCCUCGUCCUGCUGCCCGUCUUCCUGCACGUUGCUGCUCUGCACUUCCUGCUGGGGCUCGUCAUCCUGACGUCGCUGCCCGUGGUGGUGCUGUGGUACUACUACCUCACCCACCGGCGGAAGGAACGGACCCUCCUCUUCUUGAGCCUGGGCCUCUUCUCCUUGGGCUACAUGUACUAUGUGUUUCUCCAGGAGGUGGUUCCCCGAGGCCACGUUGGGUAUUCCCAAGUGGUUGCUCUCACGUGCGGGUUGAUUCUCAUGCUCGCAGCCCUGUUCCGAGCCAAGAAAGACCCCGGCUACCUUCCCAUCCCAGCAAGCAGCGAGCAGCCAUCGCGCCAGAAUCCGCCCAGCAAGAGCGUUAGAGGGAGCGCCAACGGGCUCCAUGGCGUCACCGCGUCGGGAGCUGCCAGCAGCCGUGCUGUGAACGGGGAGGCCAAAGGCCCUUCCAGGACAUCAGCUGAGGAGCCAGAGGGUGUGAAAAAGGACUGGUGCACGAAAUGCCAGCUGGUCAGGCCAGCCCGAGCAGGGCAUUGCCGGCUUUGUGGCAGGUGUGUGCGGAGACUGGACCAUCACUGUGUCUGGAUUAACAGCUGUGUAGGGGAGCAGAACCACCAAGCGUUCAUCCUUGCACUCUCCUUCUUCAUGCUCACCUCUGUGUAUGGGAUUACGCUGACCCUGCGCACCAUCUGUAGGGGCCGGACUCCAUUCGUGGCGUUGUUCUACUGCCCCGGGGCCUAUUCUGACUACAGCUCUGCUCUGUCGUUCACCUGUGUGUGGUACUGUGCCAUUGUAACAGCUGGCAUGGGAUACAUCCUCCUUAUCCAGCUGUUGAACAUCAGCUACAACGUGACCGAGAGGGAAGCUCGGCUGGCUCUGCGGGACAACACUGGGCGCAGGCUCCUGGGUGGGUUAGUGAUAGACACUGGCCAGUAUAACAGGGGUUUCCUAUGCAACUGGGGCCAUUUCUUGAGCCUGGGGUCUUCUCCUCCACAGCGCUCUGCUGAAGACAUCGUGUGACUCCCCUCUUUCUGCAGAUGACCUUGACUGACUUUCUUUAGCAGGGGAACGGCCCCUUCCACUAGGACUCCCUCCUCCCACACCCUUUCUUCACCGUUGGUGUAUGGGCUGCCUAUCCGCUGACAAUGUCGGAAGCUUUCCCAGGCAGAAUGGUUCUUCACGUGCAGCCAGCAAUAGGAUGCAGAAAGCAGUAAGCCAUACGCACAAACCUGGAGAGACUUGCUGCCUUUUCUGCUGUGAGAAACUUUGUGCAGCUCAGAUCCGCAGGAAGAAGAGCACGAGGUUUUGAGA
Messenger RNA from Tauraco erythrolophus (red-crested turaco), 1329 nucleotides. Lineage: Eukaryota; Metazoa; Chordata; Aves; Musophagiformes; Musophagidae. The record is from RefSeq and is a predicted model, not a curated record.